AUGAGUGAACUUGUCGACAAGAGUUCGGUCAUGAGCCUCAUUCCCAUCUACAAACUUUCCCCUGGAGGUACUUGGUUUAAAGGACGGUGUCUUCUCAUUGGCGAUGCCGCUCAUGCUAUGCAGCCUCAUGCAGGUCAAGGUAUCUCUAUGGCCCUAGAGGAUGGCUUUCUACUCGCUCGUCUGCUAAAGGAUACGUCACGUUCUCUGAAUGACGUGUACGAGAGGUUUGAUCAGAUCAGAAGACCUCGAGUAGACGAGAUUUAUUGGCUUGCUGCACGUAAUAUGCAAAUCAGAAAGAGAACUGGACUUUGGGGCUUGUGGUUCAAAGAGCUCGGGAUCUGGGCGUACUUUAAGACCACUCGCAUUCUUGGAUUAAGCAAGAAGGUUUCGACACACAAGCAUUUGAUUUACGAUAUUGGCGAUGAGGAAUUUUGAGUUACUUAAGGACCUUUAUGUAUUUAGGAUUAGACUCUUAUCAACAAGAAUAAGCUAGAAGCCGGAGAUUCUCAAAAAAUGUUAGAAACCAUAUAACACCACCUCAUUGCAUGCUGGAG
Molecule: messenger RNA, 554 nt
Organism: Pseudogymnoascus verrucosus
Lineage: Eukaryota; Fungi; Ascomycota; Leotiomycetes; Thelebolales; Thelebolaceae
Exons: 1
Coding region: 1-435 (144 amino acids)
Molecular function (GO): monooxygenase activity; FAD binding
Source: RefSeq, a predicted model, not a curated record